AACAGACAUGGAUAUUAAAUAACAAGAAAACGUGAGGUUAUUCGUGUGGAUGAGAAGCAUUUUGUGUUAUGAUAGGUCCAUUGGUAGAAUGAUGUGAUUACUGGAAUUGAAAGUUUGAGAGAAUGGAAAGGGUGUUGUCAGUGGAUGAAAUAUCGGAGCAAUAUUGGGUGGCGGCGAAGAAGGAAUCAUGCAAGUCAAAGUCAAAGAUGAACCGUAGUGAAUCGGAAUGGGCCUUUCAGCAGUUUCUUCAGGAAGCAGUUUCUCCUUCUUCAUCUUCUUCCUCCGACGUUAAACCCAAAAAGGAUCCCGACAUCAACAUGAACAUCCCUGUAACUCUAAAUGUCGAUUCCCACGAUUACCAAACCAUUCUUAAAACCAAGCUUAACCUCGCUUGUGCUGCUGUCGCUUUGACUCGGGGAUCUUUGGUCAAAUCUCAAAAUCCGACCACUUUCCCUGACAGUGGAUCACAGGCAGCUGUUCCUUCUGAAGUUGGAACCUUGAAAGAUGUGGAAGCAGCAACUGGGAUUUCAUUCUCAUCACCUUCCCUGCAAAAGAAACCUGCUGUUGCAGUGAGGCCAACAUUAAGUGCAUCAUCAAGAGAGCAAUCAGAUGAUGAGGAAGCGGAGGAAGAGAUUAACAUGACUGGAAAAAUGAAUACAACUGAUGCAAAACGAGUAAGGAGGAUGCUUUCCAAUAGGGAGUCUGCCAGACGCUCAAGGAGAAGAAAGCAGGCUCAUUUAAGUGAGCUGGAGACACAGGUCUCCCAAUUAAGAGGUGAAAAUUCUUCCUUGUUAAAGCGCUUAACUGACGUGAACCACAGAUACAACAGUGCUGCAGUUGACAACAGAGUAUUGAAAGCUGAUGUUGAAACGUUAAGAGCUAAGGUGAAGAUGGCUGAAGAGACAGUGAAAAGAAUUUCUGGGUUGAAUCCAAUGUUUCAUGCAAUGACUGAGAUGUCAUCAAUGGAAAUAGCAAUGUUUGAUGAAAGUCGUUCUGAGACAUCAGGUGGUGGUGCUGUUCCUGUGCAAGAAGACACAAAUCAUAAACUUAGUGAAGCGAGUUCGAAGAAUGGAUUCGGAGGCAUUUCUUCAGUGAAAAGUGUGCAGCAGAAAGUGGUAGGUUGGAACAAAAGUGGGGGAGGAAAUUCCCUGCAUAGAGUUGCUAGCUUGGAACAUCUUCAGAAGCGGAUUCGUGGUGAUGAAGAUUCACGUGGAGAGCAAUAACAUAGCCAAAUUACAUUAUGGUUUCAUGAGGAAACUAUUCUAGGCUCUUGUUUCUGCUAGUUGUAAGUAACAGUAAAUUCUUGUAAAUCAAUUGGAUGCAUGUGAAGGAUAUUGAAUACUGUUAUUUUCCUAUUUUAUGUGGACCCCUUCAAAUCUUAAUACAUGCCUAAU
Messenger RNA from Vigna umbellata (rice bean), 1394 nucleotides. RefSeq names its product bZIP transcription factor family protein (gene BZO2H3). Gene Ontology annotation, biological process: regulation of DNA-templated transcription. The record is from RefSeq and is a predicted model, not a curated record. Gene Ontology annotation, molecular function: DNA-binding transcription factor activity. NCBI's taxonomy places the organism in Eukaryota, Viridiplantae, Streptophyta, Magnoliopsida, Fabales, Fabaceae.